This is a messenger RNA of Lobosporangium transversale, 3657 nucleotides long. RefSeq lists its product as hypothetical. The coding region runs from base 1 to 3657 and encodes 1218 amino acids. The transcript is spliced from 2 exons. The record is from RefSeq and is a predicted model, not a curated record. Lineage: Eukaryota; Fungi; Mortierellomycota; Mortierellomycetes; Mortierellales; Mortierellaceae.
AUGACCUUUGCAGAAACCACUACGUUACCUCAACAGGGAUUCAGGGCUGUCUCGGCCUCUGAUCUCCGUCCACUCUCAGAUGCUGUCUUUUAUAUCCAGACAAGGAUUGACACGGAUACAGGUCAGCAUGUAUUUAUGUGGAAAGAUAUCCAACGAGUGUUCAGUAACGCCAAAUAUCUUUUGGAUGGUACCUUAGUCGUACCAUUUAUGACUAAUCAAUGCUAUGAAGACCUUGAUCCUCUAAGAGUCCAGUACCGACCAGGAGUCGUCUUGGAUAUUGUAGUUGGGGCAUCAGAGCAUACCAAUUUCACUUCGAAAACUACACUUUUACAUGGCGAUGUAUUUACACGAACACUAUCUGCUGAGGCAGUGACGAGUCCAAUUUCAAAGCAAGUUGAGGAACUCUCUAUCUCAGACAAGGCUCCGGAGGAGAACAGGCUAAUCGCCCUUUCCAGUGAUAUGGAUGCCGGUGCUCGAUCAUCGUUUCAUGAGUAUAGUCGGAUCUAUAAUUCAUACUUUCAGGCCAUAGCACUCGGUCAAAAGCAUCAAGCUGAGAUUAUGGCCCAAGAAGCAAGGAACAUCCAAGAUGCCAUGACAGUUCAUUUCAGUCAUCAAAAGAUAGAGUCGGAGCGAAACCUGGCUCUUCAACAGGAAGUUAUUCGAAUGCAGAAGCAGAUGGAGCAAGCGAUGCAAAGGAAUAAGGAAGAAUUGUUAUUAAUGCAACAAAAACUUGAUGAAAAUCAACAAAAGAUGAUGCAGUUGCAGAAACAAGCUCUUGACAGGCUAGCCAUUGUCCAAAAUCGAGUGCAAGCUCUCAUUACUCAGACCUAUGAAUUGCAUGAGUAUCCGAUCCCCAGGUUGUUCAUCGUCCUUCCAAAGCCUACAGAGCGCCUUAAUAUACUGGCGAAGCCAUUUGCAAAACAGUUUCGCUUGUUCUUUCUAUGUGAGUGCGGCGACCACACAAAGACUCCAGGGAGCAGUAUCCCACAUCACAUCCACCUAGCAAAGCACGAAGGGUAUGAUAUCAGCCAACCAACGGAGUUCUUUGAGAAAUACGGAUCGUAUGUGUUGACGCUGCUUCAGAUACUCAAAUACGGAGUCCUUGCUGCCGGCAUUGUCUUGCCCCCAUUGGCUCAACUCGACAUUUCAGAAUGGCUUGAUAUUGUGAAGGACGUGAUAGGGACCUCGGGACACAGCAUCGAAGCACUUGUGGAUGAGUCAAUCAGCUAUAUUCAGAACAAACAGGAUAUUGACGAAACGCUUGAUAUCUUUGAAGACGAGACAAUAUUUGAGAAGGCUAAAGUGCUUGAAGGAGCAGACCUACGACAACUUCAGUCGUUUUUGCAGAUCUAUGAUAAGGGUCGCACACUUGGCAACUUGUAUCGCAUUGUCACGCCUGAGGGUCAUGUCAAAUGGGUGUGUUUUGACCAUUAUCGAGAGAACUACAGAGAGUCAGCGGUGCAGCGGUUCAAGGAGGUUGUUGCAGCUAACAGAGGCGAUUAUGAUGAGCAGCAUGGCAGCAUCAAGCUUUGCCUCGAAUCUCCGAUACAGGCAAGACAGUUUUAUGAAGCAAUGAUCCAAGCACGUGGUAUCCAGGAACUUUCUAUCCAAUUUGGAUGGGAUGCAACAAUGGAUGAACUUCGUGACUUUACAACGGCUGCUAUCACAUCAAAUAUUGUCUGUGUUAGCGUUGAUGGAAAAUCCCUUAAGCGGCCAGCACUUGAUGUUGUCAACCGCAAUCGGCGCUUCAAUCCGCUGGUUCAAUUGAUAAGUAAUGGAUCUAUUCAAUCAAUGAAACUCGAAGGUAUUGAAGGCCUUUUCUCUCGCGUGAACAUUCCUACUUUCACAGAAGCACCAAGACUUCGGAACCUUGACUUGAUCGGGAUUGAUUUCACUACUCCCUCCGCAGUAUCACGCCUCAAGAGCCUUCUCACUUGCUGCCGCAAUCUUGUAGAGCUAACACUCGGGACCUUUGAGAUUGGUACAACACCUAAAAAUCUGUUAGACGACAAUCUACCACUUUUCCAAACACUGAAGUCACUGGAAAUUCGAUAUGGAUCAGGAACCUUACGCAACAAAUACUCAGAAGGCAUCAUCCUGGAAACAACCUUGGAAUUCUACCGUCCGAUGAGGAUAUGUAAUGACUAUUCAGCUAAUCUUGAAAGAGGCCGACCUACAGACCCUAUACCAUCAGAAGAAAAACCUGAAGGGUUCCAGUUGUAUCUACUGAACAUCAUAUCCGAUAAUCCAAAGAUCACGACUAUCUUGCUGUCGAACGUCUAUGACUACCACAGAGUUACUGAGAUGAUUGUCACGGCCCGAGAGCGGAUGAUAUCACUCAAAGGAUCUUGCGCACUAGAAUCACUUACGAUAAUGUAUCACACUGGAUCCAAAAACUUUAUCUUACUUGACGUUAAAUGCCUUGAUAUAUCCGAUUCACAGAGCCUAGAGGUCAACACGGACUUUACUCUAUUUACAACUGUACCCUGGCUGGGUUAUGAUGUCGAGGCAAUGCUUUGUUUUCUCAAACAUCUAGGGCCGUUUGCUAAAAACCUUUUCUUUACUUCCAGCUGCACAUUCAAUGAUGAUAUGGCUCUAGCUCUGGAUGAAUCGACCGAGGCUAAUGGAUCGAAGCUUUCAAUACUGGAUGUCGAUUGUAGAUCAUUGACAUUGGUUGGUCUCGAGUGCAUGGACCGUGUAAUUCAGAGGUCACGAUGCCUCUUUAAUAGUAAUAUGAGGUAUUGGGGAUUUACUCUUGCCAUUGACAAGCCUAUUGGUACAUCCAGCCCAGGAUGCCUAGAGAUUGACUCUGCUCUGCGUCCAAACGGACACAGAGGCGUUUGUAGCGUCGAGGCAAUUCUUCAUGUACUCAAACACCAAGGGUCAGUUAUCAAAAACCUCGACCUCAGAUUUAAGUUCGAUAACGAGAUGGCGUUGACUCUGGAGAAAUCUAUCAGGAUUGAUGGCUCCAUGAUUUCAAUACUGAAGAUUGACUGCGCAUUCCUAACGGCGACUGGCCUCGAAUGCCUAGAUUACAUCAUUCAGAGGUCGCCAAACCUUGUUGAUAUAAAACUGAACAAUGUCUACAAUACUAUGGAUAUGGAGCAACGGAGGUGGAUUAGCUCUGAAUGGAUUGGCAAAGAUUCGACAUCCCGCACCGCUAAAUGGUUAUCAAGACGAUGGGAUGUACCAAGGUUGCAGAAGCUGGAUAUCCAUACCAGAGGAGAUCUUACACCUGAAUUUAGUCAAUGGCUCAUCAAUAUGCUCUCAAUCCCAGGACCUAUUGCUCCGGACCUUACAGCAGCCGAACAGCCGACACCAGGGUCUCUUGAAUGCGCUUUUGAGUCUCUCAAGGAGAUUCGUCUGAAUUGCUGGAAUGUUUCGCUUAGGGAAUGGGAAGCGAUUGUGAAAGCGGUUGAUUUCUCAGGGCUAGAGACUCUACUCAUUAUGGGAGACCACCUCAAUGUCAAGAUAUCGACGUGUUUGGUAGAUUGUCUUCUACAGAAUAGUGGAGCGAACCUACCACUGAAAAAGCUUUAUCUUUAUAGCGAUAAACUAGUGAAGUCGGUGCAUUUGGAAGAGAUGCAAAGGACGAGAGCGAUGCUUGAGAAAAAAUAUCCUAAGUUGGAGUUUAGUAUUCGUAUCUGGAUGACUUGA